This is a messenger RNA of Symphalangus syndactylus (siamang), 6896 nucleotides long. RefSeq names its product microtubule associated monooxygenase, calponin and LIM domain containing 2 (gene MICAL2). Gene Ontology annotation, molecular function: protein binding; FAD binding. The record is from RefSeq and is a predicted model, not a curated record. NCBI's taxonomy places the organism in Eukaryota, Metazoa, Chordata, Mammalia, Primates, Hylobatidae.
CCGGUCCACCGCGCGGCGCAGAACCGCAGGCGCUCGGCUGGCUAAGCCUGCGCGGGGCCGCCUCGCUCGCUCCCAGCUCCGUCAGUGGCCCGCGGGGCCCGAUCGCUGCGCCCGCGGCCAGGGCCGAGGCAGGCGCUGACCCGGGGCCGGGCAGCCCGCACGACUUUCGGAACAUGGCAACCCGUGUGUGUCUCAUCCCAGAAAGAGAAGACUUUAACCACUGUGAUGCCUGAGAAUCCAGUGAGUGUGACGUUUCUCCAGAUACUUCAUGCUGUUCACCUGUGUCCUCGCCACACCCCUGCCGCACACAACUGCUGAACCAUGGGGGAAAACGAGGAUGAGAAGCAGGCCCAGGCGGGGCAGGUUUUUGAGAACUUUGUCCAGGCAUCCACAUGCAAGGGUACCCUCCAGGCCUUCAACAUCCUCACACGACACCUGGACCUAGACCCUCUGGACCACAGAAACUUUUAUUCCAAGCUCAAGUCCAAGGUGACCACCUGGAAAGCCAAGGCCCUGUGGUACAAAUUGGAUAAGCGUGGUUCCCACAAAGAGUAUAAGCGAGGGAAGUCAUGCACGAACACCAAGUGUCUCAUAGUUGGGGGAGGACCCUGUGGCUUGCGUACUGCCAUUGAACUUGCCUACCUGGGAGCCAAAGUGGUCGUGGUGGAGAAGAGGGACACCUUCUCCCGGAACAACGUGCUACACCUCUGGCCUUUCACCAUCCAUGACCUUCGGGGCCUGGGAGCCAAGAAGUUCUAUGGGAAGUUCUGUGCUGGCUCCAUCGACCAUAUCAGUAUUCGCCAACUACAGCUCAUUCUAUUCAAGGUGGCCCUGAUGCUGGGAGUUGAAAUCCAUGUGAAUGUGGAGUUCGUGAAGGUUCUAGAGCCUCCUGAAGAUCAAGAAAAUCAAAAAAUUGGCUGGCGGGCAGAAUUUCUCCCUACAGACCAUUCUUUGUCGGAGUUUGAGUUUGACGUCAUCAUUGGUGCCGAUGGCCGCAGGAACACCCUGGAAGGGUUUAGAAGAAAAGAAUUCCGUGGGAAGCUGGCGAUUGCCAUCACCGCCAACUUCAUAAACAGAAACAGCACGGCAGAAGCCAAGGUGGAAGAGAUUAGCGGCGUGGCUUUCAUCUUCAAUCAGAAAUUUUUUCAGGACCUUAAAGAAGAAACAGGCAUAGAUCUUGAGAACAUUGUUUACUACAAGGACUGCACCCACUAUUUUGUCAUGACAGCCAAGAAGCAGAGCCUGCUCGACAAAGGUGUCAUCAUUAACGACUACAUCGACACAGAGAUGCUGCUGUGUGCGGAGAACGUGAACCAAGACAACCUGCUAUCCUAUGCCCGGGAAGCUGCAGACUUUGCCACCAACUACCAGCUGCCAUCCUUAGACUUUGCCAUGAACCACUAUGGGCAGCCUGAUGUGGCCAUGUUUGACUUUACCUGCAUGUAUGCCUCAGAGAACGCGGCCCUGGUGCGGGAGCGGCAGGCGCACCAGCUGCUCGUGGCCCUCGUGGGUGACAGCUUGCUUGAGCCAUUUUGGCCCAUGGGUACAGGCUGUGCCCGUGGCUUCCUGGCAGCCUUUGAUACGGCAUGGAUGGUGAAGAGCUGGAACCAGGGCACCCCUCCUCUGGAGCUGCUGGCUGAAAGGGAAAGUCUCUACCGGCUGUUACCUCAGACAACCCCAGAGAACAUCAACAAGAACUUUGAGCAGUACACGUUGGACCCAGGGACGCGGUACCCAAACCUCAACUCACACUGUGUCAGACCCCAUCAGGUGAAGCAUUUGUACAUCACCAAGGAGCUGGAGCACUACCCUCUCGAGAGACUGGGCUCACUGAGGAGAUCUGUCAACCUCUCCAGGAAGGAGUCAGAUAUCCGGCCCAGCAAGCUCCUAACCUGGUGCCAGCAGCAGACAGAGGGCUACCAGCAUGUCAACGUCACCGACCUGACCACAUCCUGGCGCAGCGGGUUGGCCCUGUGUGCCAUCAUCCACCGCUUCCGGCCUGAGCUCAUCAACUUUGACUCUUUGAAUGAAGAUGACGCUGUGGAGAACAACCAGCUUGCAUUCGAUGUGGCUGAGCGAGAGUUUGGGAUCCCUCCAGUGACCACAGGCAAAGAGAUGGCAUCUGCCCAGGAGCCUGACAAGCUCAGCAUGGUCAUGUACCUCUCCAAAUUCUACGAGCUCUUCCGGGGCACCCCACUGAGGCCCGUGGAUUCUUGGCGCAAAAACUAUGGAGAAAAUGCUGACCUCAGCUUAGCCAAAUCAUCCAUUUCUAAUAACUAUCUCAACCUCACAUUUCCAAGGAAGAGGACUCCACGAGUGGAUGGUCAAACCGGAGAGAAUGACAUGAACAAACGGAGGCGGAAGGGCUUCAAUAACCUGGAUGAGCCUUCAAACUUUUCCAGCCGUAGCUUGGGUUCCAAUCAAGAGUGUGGGAGCAGUAAGGAAGGUGGAAAUCAGAACAAAGUCAAGUCCAUGGCGAAUCAGCUGCUGGCCAAGUUUGAGGAGAGCACUCGGAACCCCUCACUCAUGAAGCAGGAAAAGAAGUCACCUUCAGGGUUCCAUUUUCAUCCCAGCCAUUUGAGAACAGUGCAUCCUCAGGAAUCUAUGCGAAAGUCAUUUCCCCUUAACCUGGGAGGCAGCGACACGUGUUACUUCUGUAAGAAGCGUGUGUACGUGAUGGAACGGCUGAGCGCCGAGGGCCACUUCUUCCACCGCGAGUGUUUCCGCUGCAGCGUCUGUGCCACCACCUUGCGCCUGGCUGCCUACACCUUUGACUGCGAUGAAGGCAAAUUUUACUGCAAGCCUCACUUCAUUCACUGUAAAACCAAUAGCAAACAACGGAAGAGACGGGCAGAGUUGAAGCAACAAAGAGAGGAGGAGGCGACAUGGCAAGAGCAGGAAGCCCCUCGGCGAGACACUCCCACCGAAAGUUCUUGCGCUGUGGCCGCCAUUGGCACCCCGGAAGGCAGCCCCCCAGGUAUCUCCACCUCCUUCUUUAGGAAGGCGCUGGGCUGGCCCCUCAGGCUGCCGAGGGACCUGUGUAACUGGAUGCAGGGAGUCCUGCAAGCCGCUGGCCGCCAUAUCAGGGACAAUGCUUACAACUACUGCUACAUGUACGAGCUCCUGAGCCUGGGGCUGCCACUCCUCUGGGUGUUCUCUGAGGUCCUGGCAGCCAUGUACAGGGAAUCUGAGGGCUCCCUCGAGAGCAUCUGCAACUGGGUGCUCAGGUGCCUCCCAGUCAAGCUCCGCUGACAUGCCUGGCCGCCCCGAAGUGCCUUCACAUUUCCAGGGAGGCUUCAGAUGGCAGUGCGUUUGCAGUUUGCUCAGGCUCUGGCCAGGAAGCCUAGCAUUCUCUAAGCAAUUAGCUCAAAGCCAAAGAGUUUCACAUGGGCCACCUCCACCUGGCCUUAUCAGGGUGAACAUCUACUCACGGUGCUAGGGCCAGGGACGAUAUGAAGGAUCUUUUCUAUAGCUUUGUACUUUUAUAUAUAUAUAUACACCAAAGUGAGCCAUACUUCUGGGUUUACAUUUCAAUUUUUUAAACUUUAAUAAGCCUAGAGAAAGCAUUUUUUUCUAUGAGUGUCAAUUUUUCUAAACAUGAGUUUGAAGCUUAUAACCAGUUUUAUAAAUCCCUUGAACAUUGCAGUGAGUUAUCAGAGCCACUGCAUGCAAAGUGGAUGAUUUAAGAUUUUACACACAUGAAAGUGAGUGUGCCAUCUCCUGACCAGUGCCUUUUGACUUAGGUACCCAGAUGCCACUUGUCAGCAGCAGGAUACUUUUUAUAACACGAAAGCGUAAUUAUUGUAGAAGAAGAGAGUAGAAGGGCAGAAUAGAAUUCAACUUACAAAAGCACGGAGUAGUGUGUGGUUGGCUGUUAUCUGUCCCCCUGGGGGGAGGACUGUUUUGCUCCCUUGUUUUGAUGUUAAAUAGUAGCUUAAAGGCUUCCACCCCUAUACCAACUCACAGCCAAAUGACAAAGAACCAUGGGGUUUCAACAGAUUCUACAAACAUGCAUUUUCCCUUCCCACUAAUGGGCACUGCAGUGAAAGCCCACUGGCAUUUGACCAUGGAGCUGAUGCAGUGCUGAAGAUGAGCUCUUUCAGCUGAUGGCAUUUUAGACCCUGUGGCUCCCAGCAGAUACCCCAGCCCAGGCUACAGGCUAAGCCAAGGCUGUGCAGGGUCCAUACUGGUCAGGCCGAGUGGAGUGGAAGACUCUGUCCACUUAUGUGGUGUCCUUUGAGACUGAGGGGGUUUGUUAGCACAUCAGGCUAUUGCUGGGAAGUGUGGCCUGCCCAGUGAGCAUUGCCUGUGGACAUCCUGACUGCUUAGCUGCUCCGCUGCCAUGCAUAUGUGGUCAAAACAGAAACCAUUUUCACACUGCCCUGGGAAAGGAAUGGGUCUGACCUCCAGGGGAAGCUCUACCGUAUCUUGACUGGCAAGGAAGGCUGGGAGUGGAAGCUAUUUAGGGACUGAUCCAAAGGAAAUAUGCAUUAGUAAGGGUAAAAAUGAGCAUGCAGGUCCACCUACAUUCUUCACUCUGGGUAUCUAGAAGAGUCCUCAGCUCUCCCUAUUCCGCGCUGCCUAGACAUACACACCUGCAGGGUCUGGCUGAACAAUCAAGGGGCUGCCAGAGAAAGGCCAUCUACAGAGCUCAGUGUAUCUGGAGUUGCUGGGCCCAAGAUAGCUCUGUGCAGUUAUCACUAGAGAUGCCUCUGGAUUAACUAAGAGGUGUGCCUGGGUGUGGGUGAGGAGCCAGAACCUUUGAGAGCUUUGAGAUGAAAGUUUCUAUGGGGCGGGAAGAAAGGAGGAGGUGCAUUUCUACAAACACUUCCCUGAAAUCCUUGGGAAAAACAGAGGCAUGGCGGUGGCCAACUCUGUGGGAACCGGCGCCUCUGUCGUUGUUGGCACUGCUCUCAGUCCGAUGACUUGCAUUGUGUUUUCUCCAAUUUUUGCUGGGAUUUUAAUGUUCAGCAUGGUGGGAGGAACCCUUGAUUCCUUUUGUUUGAGUAUAGAAAGUAAAUUCUCAAGGUCAUGAUGUGAACGGCCAUGGUAUUGUGAUUAUUUUCAGCUCAUGAUAGGCUGAGAUGCUUUGUGGAGAGUUCCAUGAAGCCAGAGUCAGAAUCUCUGACUGUCAUGUACAGCCAUAACGAGACUGGUUUGAAUUACUGUGGUGAGACAGGGUGUGCCUGUCAGAAAUCUGAGAUGUUUGUAUGCUCUGAGAUGUUGAACCUUUCUGGUGGGCAGCACCAACAUCCAGGGGUGGACCCCAGAGGAUGGAUGCCUCUAGGCCUCCGCAACAUAUUCAAGAAUGAAUAGGAGACACUAGAGUAAAAUGGGGGCAGAGAGGAUAUCAGGGAGCAAGAUGCAAACUGUGUGCAUCCACUCUUAUAAACAAGUAGCUGGUCACAACCAGAAAGGUUCAUCUCUCCUAAGCAAACAGUGACUCUUUCAGAGGAAGUUUCCCUCUUUCAAUAGUUGCCUUAUUUUCAACUCCGGUGCCCUCUCGUGAUGUUAAUCAUUUCCUUUUUUCCCCCACACUAAGUUCUCUUUUCUAUCUUUCUCUCUCUUUCCAAUCUUACACCAUGGCCAUCAGUUCAUUUCAGCCUUCCAGUGCUACACCCACUUCUUGGCUGACACACUUCUGCUCUAAGGUGACUGGUUUUCUUGCCAAUUUUCAAAGAGUGGUACUAACCCCCAACCCGCUUUCUGCACCCCGUCCUCUCACCAGCAGUACUGGUUGCGCUAACUGUGAGUGUCUUGCAUACUGAUGGACUCAUUUGGUGGCAUGGUUGGCUAACAGCAUGGGGGAGUGUUCAGCUUGAGACCCAUGUCUGUGUUCAUUUCCCGUGGAACUGGCAGCCUGGUCUACCCCAAGUGCAUGCCCCGCCUCUCCUCUCUCCCUUGGGUCUGCCUGCGUGCGUGCUUCUCCAGUUGCGCCUGCGAAGCCACCUACUUUCUUGGGAGGUUCGACCUUGCUCAUGAGACAGUACCAUGAGGGGGCCUCUGUCACCUUUGAAAAGAACACUUUUCGAGCAGCCUCAAAAAGCUCAUACAUACCAGCCCUUUCUUAAAUUGGCUCUAAUGUAAAGAUUGUUAAUGUCAUUUAUCAAAACCAUAGGUGAUUAUUUGCAGGGAUUUAAAAAACGUAAUUACUCUCAGGCCUCAUCCCAAGCUUGAAACAUGCUCUCUAGGUUGAACACAUAAUCACAAAUAUUCUAGCAAAUCCUGCCUUGCUUGCAGCCUGCACUGUAGAUCCAAGGGUUUUGCUGUGGCUCUUCUUAUCUCCCUUGGCUCAUAAAGCCCCAGAUGACGCCAGAGCUUCAAUUAGAGCCAUCAUCAUCCCAGGCAGGGAUAUCUUUGAGAAAUGACUCAGUUCAGCCCCAGGCCCCUGUGGACCUGCUUAAAGCACACAUUUCUGCUGACUCUUGUACCUGGGGCAGCAGGAUAAUCACCAACAUGCUCUUAACGAGACACAACACACCAAGCACAGUGAAGCUGUCCUAGGCAACCCUCGCGGUCUCAGGCUGCGGUGGGCAUCUGUCCUGCAUGCGGCCCAGACCACCCUGACCCCUGGGCGAGCCUGCCUGGCCCUGCAUGCUGCACGCUCACUGCGUUUGUGCAGAUCCUGGCCAGUACGAAGUCGUUGCUCUUGUCUUAUCUUCUCUUACAGAGUCUCCCUCCCUUUAUAGAAUGUCAACCAAAGAGUGCCCUCCUCCCCUCUCAGCCUCCUCUUUAGCUAGCCUCCCCAUCUCAUCACAACGCAUGUCUGUGACCUUUGGUAAUCAUUUACAGUGCCACACGGAACCCUGUAUUUUGCACACAGCAAAACAAACAAUGUUUAGCUUUAUUUAUGGUAUUUGAUGCUGUAAAUGGAAAUAAAUAUUGUUCUUUGUAAA